Messenger RNA from Pygocentrus nattereri (red-bellied piranha), 2043 nucleotides. Its product is annotated as alpha-2,8-sialyltransferase 8E-like. The record is from RefSeq and is a predicted model, not a curated record. Gene Ontology annotation, biological process: oligosaccharide metabolic process; N-glycan processing. The transcript has 7 exons. The coding region runs from base 606 to 1688 and encodes 360 amino acids. NCBI's taxonomy places the organism in Eukaryota, Metazoa, Chordata, Actinopteri, Characiformes, Serrasalmidae. Gene Ontology annotation, molecular function: alpha-N-acetylneuraminate alpha-2,8-sialyltransferase activity.
GUGUGUGUGUGUGUGUGUGUGUGAAUGUUGAUGUUUCAUCCAGCUCCACCCAAUGAGAGAUAACAGCACACACACACUGGGGACAGUGCAAAGGCUACCAACCAUUUUCCAGCAGCUCCACAAAGCCUGAAACUCAGGACAGCAGGAUGAUUAACAGUGGACAGUUACAGUGGACAACUACUGAGGACAGUUCAGUGGACAGUUACUGAGGACGGUUACAGUGGACAGUUACUGAGGACAGUUCAGUGGACAGUUACUGAGGACGGUUCCAGUGGACAGUUACUGAGGACGGUUCCAGUGGACAGUUACUGAGGACGGUUCAGUGGACAGUUACUGAGGACGGUUCCAGUGGACAACUACUGAGGACAGUUCAGUGGACAGUUACUGAGGACGGUUCCAGUGGACAGUUACUGAGGACGGUUCCAGUGGACAGUUACUGAGGACGGUUCAGUGGACAGUUACUGAGGACGGUUACAGUGGACAGUUACUGGGGACGGUUACUGGGGACAGUUCAGUGGACAGUUACUGGGGAUGGUUACUGGAAUAGUUUCAGAGGAAUUUACUGUGGUAAUUGUCCCCUGGAUGGUUCCUGUACACAGAUACUGAUGGCGCUGUGGUCAAUCGUCCGUCAGUUCCCAAAGUCUCCCAAAGCGCUGCUGACUGUGGGCAGCCUUUUGACUGCUUACAUCAUGAUGAUUCCCCUUUUCAGCGAACUGCAUCCGGCCAAUCAGACGCAGGAGUUUUACCACAAAGUGCGCUGUUCCCGCCUCCAGGCCAAGAUCUCCAACAUGAGCACCACGAAAAAGAUGGACAUGCAGGCGUUUUGUGUUGCUUUAGAUGAUCUCUUCACCUGUUCUGUCAAACCCAACAUCACUCUCAGGGAAACAUAUAGAGUGCAGUUGCGUUCCUGCUGUAAUGCGUCCGGUUCUCUGUUCCUGACCCAGAAGAACUCUGAGGUUAACCAGAACGUUCCGUAUGAAACCAGGCCAAACGUCAAAUACAAACUCAGACCUAACGUGUACAGCAAGCUGCCUCAGGACAUGCCCUGGAGGGGGCGCUCUCUGGACCGCUGUGCUGUGGUGGGCAGUAGUGGGAUUCUACUCAACAGUAGCUGUGGAAGAGAAAUCAACAGUGCAGACUUCGUCAUCAGAUUUAACAUGGCUCCAGUCAAUAGCAGCGAUGUGGGUGUGAAAUGUGAUCUGAUGAACAUCAACCCGAGUCAGAUCAACAGAGAGUUUUCUGACUUCAUGCGUAACGACAGCCGUUUAAGACGGAAGCUGGAUGGAUACACUAACACGACCUUCAUGAUCGCCGCCUUCGCCUACACAUUCUGCACUAAACAGUCCGUUAACCUGCUGCAGGCGAUGUGGCCUGAGCGCCACCUGCUGUUCUUAAGCCCCACCUACCUGCGCACACUGGACCAAUUCUGGAGGCGCCGUGGCCUGCGGGCACCGCGCCUAUCCACGGGAUUUAUGCUGAUCAGCUCGGCGCUGGAGCUGUGCCACAACGUGCACGUGUACGGAUUCUGGCCGUUUGGAACUGACCUGCACCAGCGGCCGGUGAAUUAUCAUUACUACGAUAAAAUACAGGCAAGCCGUGUAAUGCAUGCCAUGCCCGAGGAAUUCCUGCGCUUACUGCAGCUCCACAGCCAGGGAGCGCUGACACUGCACCUGCAGCCCUGCACCUGAACACCAGGGGGCAGCGCUGUGGAGGACAGUUUUUCUGAAUGAACUCCAAGUGCUGUCGCCUCACAGCAAGUAGGGCCAGGGUUCGAGUCCCCGGCCAGGUGACCGGGGUCCUCUCUGUGUGGAGUCUGCAUGUUCUCCCAGUGUCUGCGUGGUGUCCAGUUGGACAUGGUAAACUGCCCCUAGGUGUGAGUGAAUGUGUCUGUCCAUCUGCCCUGCAAUGUCCAACUGGCCUGACUGCAUGUCUUUGGACACGGGGAGAACAUGCAGACUCCACACAGAGAGGACCCCGGUCGCCUGGCCGGGGAGGUUACUGUAAAAAACGAUGUUCUAAUAAAAACUCAAUGAAGUAAUCAAU